Messenger RNA from Gossypium arboreum, 363 nucleotides. RefSeq names its product cytochrome P450 71B22-like. The record is from RefSeq and is a predicted model, not a curated record. The coding region runs from base 1 to 363 and encodes 120 amino acids. Gene Ontology annotation, molecular function: heme binding; monooxygenase activity; iron ion binding. The transcript has a single exon. NCBI's taxonomy places the organism in Eukaryota, Viridiplantae, Streptophyta, Magnoliopsida, Malvales, Malvaceae.
AUGGCGGUAAUAACACUUUACACUGUUCUGAUAGCAGUAGUAGCCAUGUCUCUACUUUCACUGUCAUUCAAGAAGCUGAGGAGCACAAAGGUCAAGUUGCCACCAGGCCCCUACGGCUUACCGCUCGUUGGCUACCUGCCAUUUCUUGGCAGAAACAUCCACCAAACUUUCAUGGAAUUGGCCAACAUCUAUGGUCCAAUCUACAAGCUCUCUAUUGGACAGAAAUUAUUUGUCUUAAUUAGCUCUCCCACCUUGGCAAAAGAAGUGGUACAUGACCAUGACAUCUCAUUCGCCAACCGCAACCCAACCAUUGCAGCACUGGCUUUCUCUUUCGGUGGAAAGGAUAUUGCAUUCACACCCUAA